This is a messenger RNA of Gorilla gorilla gorilla (western lowland gorilla), 1953 nucleotides long. RefSeq names its product ribosomal RNA processing 15 homolog (gene RRP15). Gene Ontology annotation, cellular component: preribosome, large subunit precursor. Lineage: Eukaryota; Metazoa; Chordata; Mammalia; Primates; Hominidae. The transcript has 5 exons. The record is from RefSeq and is a predicted model, not a curated record. Bases 612 to 1469 code for a protein of 285 amino acids. Gene Ontology annotation, biological process: maturation of 5.8S rRNA; maturation of LSU-rRNA.
AUUCGCACCCUCGGUCUGCACCGCGCAGUCGGGCGCCAGAAACCCUCCAGGCCCCAGCCGGGUCCGAGGGAGAAGGGUGCGGCUGGAUUCAACACCCGCCCCAGGGAAAGAAGGUGAGUCUAUUCGGUUUGCAAGAAAGGUCUCGCGUGUUAUCUUGGGCGGGGGGAUGAUACGAUCGUAUUCUAAUUAUCGACCCCCAGUGGAUCUGUCCCGCGUCCUAGCUGCUGCGGCGUUCAGGGGGCACGUAAGAGACACCUGAGGAGGACACUAAACCAACAUUAAGGCAGCAGACAAGGGAAGCCGCCGAAGCUAGGAAAUCAAAGUGGACCGCGCCGGGCUGGGGCCGCACUGGGGCGGAGGACCAGGGCACAGGCGAGCUAGCGGAGGAGUCGGCUGAGGCCAUUCAGCCGCUGAUUUUCGUCCUGGAACAGACUUCGCGUAAACACACCGAGCCAUUCAGAGCUCUCUCCAGGUCACAUUCUGAGGCUCCGGCCCCGGAACUCCGGGCUAGACGACCCCGCCCCGGAACCUUGUGUCACCGGCACUAAAUGCAGAAGUUCCUCUGGUUGCCACCGGACGCAACUGUCAGGUGACGCUUCCGGCGCAGAAAAAUGGCAGCCGCCGCUCGGGGCUCACGUGUGAGUGAGGAAGAAAACCCGAAAAAGACCCCAAAGAAGAAGAUGAAAAUGGUAACUGGAGCCGUAGCGUCGGUGCUGGAAGACGAGGCCACAGACACUUCUGAUAGUGAAGGUUCUAUAGGAAGCUGUGGAUUGGAAAAGGACCACUUUUAUUCUGAUGAUGACGCAAUAGAAGCUGACAGUGAGGGUGAUGCUGAGCCCUGUGACAAAGAAAAUGAAAAUGAUGGAGAAUCAAGUGUUGGGACUAAUAUGGGCUGGGCAGAUGCCAUGGCUAAAGUCCUCAACAAGAAAACUCCUGAAAGUAAACCUACUAUUCUGGUCAAAAAUAAGAAGCUGGAAAAGGAAAAAGAAAAGUUAAAGCAAGAAAGACUAGAGAAAAUAAAACAGCGUGAUAAGAGGCUGGAGUGGGAAAUGAUGUGCAGAGUAAAGCCAGAUGUUGUCCAAGACAAAGAGACAGAGAGAAAUCUUCAGAGAAUUGCAACAAGGGGUGUGGUGCAAUUAUUUAAUGCUGUUCAGAAACAUCAAAAGAAUGUUGAUGAAAAGGUUAAGGAAGCUGGAAGUUCUAUGAGAAAGCGUGCUAAGUUGAUAUCAACUGUUUCCAAGAAAGAUUUCAUCAGUGUUUUGAGAGGGAUGGAUGGAAGUACAAAUGAGACUACUUCAAGCAGGAAGAAACCAAAAGCCAAACAGACUGAAGUGGAAUCAGAAGAAGGCCCAGGUUGGACGAUCCUACGUGAUGAUUUCAUGAUGGGAGCAUCUAUGAAAGACUGGGACAAGGAAAGUGAUGGGCCAGAUGACAGCAGACCAGAAUCUGCAAGUGACUCUGAUACAUAAAGCAUCAUAGGAAAUACAAUUGCAGUCGUUUUAUUUUUUCUAGAAAAAUAUGUCAUCCUCUGAUAGUUGGGGAAUUAUAAGCAUACCAUUUGUAAGAAAGCCAAAAGACUUUUGCCAGAUUUCAUAUUUCCCCUUUUCAUGUACACUUUAUAUAUACUUCAUUAAAAUUAUAUUUUAAACCCUUGUAUAAUUUUAAGCAUUGUUCCUCAGAACAUUUGUAAAAGGAUAUAUUUCUGCUUGACCAGCGAGAUAUUCAUUUUGCCAGGAUCAUAUUGGUCAUGUCUAUUGGUGUAUUAUUUCAGUAUCACCAAUGUUUUCAGAAAUACAGUACUAAUUCAUCAUUAAACUCUUUGAAGUUAAUAUUUCUCUGCCUUCUAACUUAUAGACUCAACUAUGUAUCUGUAGUUUUUGGGAAUGGUUGGUGUUUUUUGCUUUGUGUUGGGAAGUUAUUGAGAAAACCUAUAUAAUAAAAUUUAAAAUUAUA